This is a messenger RNA of Zophobas morio, 2267 nucleotides long. RefSeq names its product radial spoke head protein 3 homolog B (gene Rsph3). Gene Ontology annotation, cellular component: cilium. The transcript has 8 exons. NCBI's taxonomy places the organism in Eukaryota, Metazoa, Arthropoda, Insecta, Coleoptera, Tenebrionidae. The record is from RefSeq and is a predicted model, not a curated record. The coding region runs from base 276 to 2111 and encodes 611 amino acids.
UAACACCUGUGCCGGCGUCGCGACGCCGCUCCAAAACGUCCCAACGUAACGAUGUGAUAGUUAAACCUGCAUGAACCUAUAAAAUCGAUGCAAGAAAUUAUUUUUACAUAGAAACGUACCACACAAAGAGUUUAUUUUUAGCUCAAUUCUUCAGUAAUUAGUCUAGCGAAUAGAGCAUUGUAGGCAAUACUAGGUCAGAAAAUGGAAGCCUGAUCGAAACCGACUGAUUAAUAGACUGGACAUGUCUUUCUGAGCAAAUUGGAUUUGCUGCCCCCAUGACCGAUAUAGAGAUGCCUCCGGUGAUUUCCAUGUCUUCGGAUGAAGUCGACGACGAUGUAGCAUUCAAGGUCCUCAACCAAGACAACUUGCCCAUCACCAUCAUAGGCGAAGCCAUCUUGAAACCCUUCGGGCGCGAAAACCAGAAACAAAAACCCAACGGAAUCGUGUACCCAACCAGACGCCUGGACACCAACCUCGAAGACAACAAACAGAAACCCUUCACCAGAAGCAACGGCUACAUCAACACCACCCAGGACAAGAACAACUACAACCUAAAGAAAAACUUCAGCGUUUCCCAUGGCAACUUGACUAGCGCCACCAAAACGAAGCCGCAGGAGCAGAUUGAUGCCAAGUUCACGAAGACUCUGGACGCCAAGUUGAGGAAGCUCCAGAAGGAGACGAAGAAGGCGCCCAGCCAUGAGGCGGGCAAGAAGCCCUUCGUGACGACGGUGAAGAAGGGGCAGUUCCUGGAGCCGCCCCCGGAGAUCGCCACUCUGAUCGGGAUCAAGGUGGAGGAGCCGAAGGUGAAAGAGGUGAAGAAGCUGUAUGCUUACGCCAGCGAGCCGAGGGUGCUGAACAGGACGCCGGCGAGGAACGCGCACAAGACGAGGUGCGAGGCGGCAGCCAAGGCGGCGGCGUGCGUCGUUUCGGCGGUGGCAGGGAUGCACACUGAUAAUGUGGAUGUUAACAGCAAUGUCAGCAAACGAGCGACAGAUGUGCCUUUGCCCUAUGCGAACCUCAUGUUCGAAAAGAGAAUUUGUAGAGGGACUAACUUCGCGCCCACGCUGUCUGGACACAUGCCGAAAUGGAAUCCGAAUUUCGCAUACGCUAAACUUCUGUCGUCGGAUCAGGGGGACGGCGAGUCAGCGGCGGCUCGGGCGGCGGAAGCGAGGCGGCGAGCCCUCGCCCGCAGGAAAGCCAAGAACCAACAAGUCAGAGCCGCCCAACUGCGUCUCGGGUCGCCGCCCCCGGUGCCAGGGAGAAAACACGAACCGGUCCAGACGGAACAGUACCUGGAGGAGAUCUUCGAGAAUCCGCCGACGUCGGAUAUCUGCACGCAGACGGAACUGCUGUACGAGCGGCCUCUGUCUCCUUAUUACGUCCCUGCAAAAAUCGGAAUCGAUGCGACGACGCAGAUUGAUCCAGGGGAUCUCUUCGACUUCGACAUGGAAGUAACGCCGAUCCUGGAAGUCCUCGUCGGGAAGACGAUCGAACAAGCCUUGAUCGAAGUGUUGGAAGAAGAAGAAUUGGCGGCUUUGAGGGAACAGCAGAGGCGGUUCUUGGAGAUCAGGUCUGUGGAGACAGCUGAGACGCAGCGGCUGGAAGAACGGGAAAAGCGAUUGGAGAAGGAGAAGGAGAGGAGAAUGAAAGAGUACGAAGAAGGAGUGAGGUUGCAGAAAGAAAUGGAAGAAAGAAUAGCGGCGUCCGUUUUGAUGCAGGGUUAUAUUGCCGAUUUGCUUCCGUCCGUUUUGGAGGGACUGGAGGACGAAGGGUUCCUUGUGUGCAACAUCAGACAAGAUGUUGACGAGUCGUUCAUGCCGUGGUUGAUGAAGGAGGUCACGCACGAGCUGAAGGAGAUCGUGAGCAGCAGGGACGUACUUACAGACAUCGUCCGCGAAAUCCUCGAAAACCGAGCCGAAAUCUACAAAGCCCUGAACAAGACCCCGCGUUCUCCACCCAGCGAAGAAGAAGAAGGCCCAACCCAAGGAGAUAUUUUCCUCGCCGACCAUCUCAAACUACAAAAAGAAAUAUCCGAACAAGUGGCUGCUGAACAACAACAACAACAACAACAACAACAACAGCAGCAACAACAACAACCACCACAACAGUGACAAUCCAAAACUAAUUAACGGAAUGCCGGGGGUAGUUUGGAGGUCGGAUGAAGUUUCAAUUUUUGGAUUUAUUAGAUGCACACUUUACACUUAUUGUUUUACUACUGUAUAAAUACUAUUGUACAUGUUGGAGAUCAAUAAAUCUAUUGUUUAUUA